GAUUUUGUUUACAUUUUCAUUGAUCAUGUGAUCUGAAACCUCUAGACAGUCAUCCAAGGUUACACACGAUACUCUAUAUAAACAGGAUAAGUACACCGUAAAAUAAGAGUAAUGUUGUGUCAUCCAGUCAUCCUUCUGUUGUUCAUUUAUUUGAACUAUCUGUACUGCUGUUUGCAGGUAUCUUCAGUCUACAGAUGGCAGGAUAACUGCCAACACCUAGAGGCAAUGGAGACUGAAUCCUGAAAAAAAGGCACCUGUUAAUCUAAAACAAGAAAAGGGAUAUUUGACUAAAAUUUUGUUUUUUCAGAGUGUUGAACAUUUUAAGAUGGAAAACUCAUCAGCUGUGUCGUCUAUUAUACUGGAAGCUUUUUACAAAAUGGAGGACCUUAAAUACCUUUACUUUGUGGUCUUUCUCUUGUUAUACAUGCUUGUACUCUUUGCUAACACCAUUGUGAUUUUUGUCAUAAUUAUCAACAAAGUGCUUCAUAAUCCUAUGAAUUACUUUCUAUGUAACUUGGCUGUAAAUGGCAUCUACGGUGGCACAGCUUUACUUCCCCCCUUGCUGGGUACUUUAAUGUCUUCUUCUCAUGAGAUAUCUUUGGCAUGUUGUAAGGCUCAAAUCUACUUCCUGCACACAUAUGCUAUUAUAGAGUUCACUAUUCUGUCGGUGAUGUGCUACGAUCGCUAUGUGGCCAUCUGCUACCCGCUGCAGUAUCACAGUAUUAUGACGAUCAAAAAAGUGUAUAAACUGAUUGCCUUCUCAUGGGGUUAUCCUUUAGUGACAUUCGCUUUGUUUUUUAUUAUGACUCUGCGCUUGACAAUCUGUCAAAACCGACUGGGGAGGAUUUACUGCCUAAACUUUAAUCUAAUCAAAAUGUCUUGUGGGAACACAUAUAUUGAGAGUGUUUUCGGAUUGAUUUUUCUUGUUGUAUACUCUGUUCCUCAGCUUGCAAUGACUUUCUAUUCAUACGGAUAUAUUCUGAAAAUAUGCUUUAAGGCCACUAAAGAGUCUAAAAUAAAAGCACUAAAGACCUGCACUCCACAUUUAUUUGCAAUACUGAACUUUAGUGUGGGAUGUUUUUUUGAAAUUGUACAAAGUCGCUUUGACACAAGUUAUCUUCCAUUUGAAACACAACUGUUCAUGUCUCUUUAUUUCUUGAUAUUUCCUCCCAUUCUAAAUCCAGCUAUCUAUGGGAUGAGUGUUAAAACACUGAGAGGCAAUAUUUUUAGAUUGUUUGGCUGUGAAAAUAGGCUUAAAGUAGGGUCUUUGGAACACAAGUGAGGGUGCAAAACAAUGCAAUACUGUUCUUAGUAUGAGAAGUAAACAACUGAAGUCUAACCUGUGAAAUGAAAACCCAACUUUGUUAACUUUCUGUCUUUAAAUAGUGUCAUUGAAUUGAACUAAAUGCUAAUUCCAUGUAAAUUUGACAUCCAGUGACCUUAAAUAACCCCAUCAUGCUUUUCAAAAU
Molecule: messenger RNA, 1469 nt
Organism: Labeo rohita (rohu)
Lineage: Eukaryota; Metazoa; Chordata; Actinopteri; Cypriniformes; Cyprinidae
Product: olfactory receptor 142-like
Exons: 2
Coding region: 326-1282 (318 amino acids)
Biological process (GO): G protein-coupled receptor signaling pathway
Cellular component (GO): membrane
Molecular function (GO): olfactory receptor activity; G protein-coupled receptor activity
Source: RefSeq, a predicted model, not a curated record